CACCGGCACGCGUGCGCCGAGUGCGGCAAGACGUACGCCACGUCGUCGAACCUGAGCCGCCACAAGCAGACGCACCGCAGCCUGGACAGCCAGCUGGCGCGCAAGUGCCCGACGUGCGGCAAGGCGUACGUGUCCAUGCCCGCGCUCGCCAUGCACGUGCUCACGCACAACCUGCGCCACAAGUGCGGCGUGUGUGGCAAGGCCUUCUCGCGGCCCUGGCUGCUGCAGGGCCACAUGCGCUCGCACACCGGCGAGAAGCCUUUCGGCUGCGCGCACUGCGGCAAGGCCUUCGCCGACCGCUCCAACUUGCGUGCGCACAUGCAGACGCACUCGGCCUUCAAGCACUACCGCUGCCGCCAGUGCGACAAGAGCUUCGCGCUCAAGUCCUACCUCCACAAGCACUGCGAGGCCGCCUGCGUCAAGGGUGCCGAGCCUCCCCCGCUGCCCCCCGCUGGCCCUGCCAGCUGAGCCUCUCGCCCGGCCGGGGCGCCGGAACUUGCUCUCCACGCGCCCCGGGCCCCCCCACCUGCGCCCGCAGCGCCCUCUCCAACCCCCAGCUGCGUUUCCCUGCCCACGCCCCUCGCGGCGACCCCCAUCCUGGCCCGGAAGUUUGUUCUUCAGCCCCCAAACUCACACCUCACUUCUGGAACUGUCUCCCCCAGCGCGCCCUAUCCAUACCAUCCUUUCCUGUCACCUCUUGGACCUUGACUCCACUGUCCGCCUUCAAGGCUCCCAACUCAGGCACCAGGUCCGCAAGUCUCCCAGGUCCCCAUUCAGACCUUGCACCGCUCUUUCAGACCUUUCUUCUCAACAAAGUCUCUGACCAUUCCUCUCUUGAAGUCCCCAAAUCGAAGGCCUAAACCCACCCACGUCUGCCACAAUUUCCCCUAAUCACAUUAACUCAGGCCCGGGAAGAACACAGUCAACCCCAGGCCAUGCCCUGGGCCUCUCUGCUGGGUCUCCCUGUGUAUUUCCACCUGGGGAUCUAGUUUGAGAACCCUCCUUUGGGUCUCAGUCUGUUCCAUCCCCUCCAUGCCAGGGCCUUAGAUCUAGCUAUUCACUCACCCCCACCCCUUCCAUUUCUCACCUUUAAUCUUGGGGGGAUCCUCACCACUCAUCCCCACUUCCUGCUCUCCCGGGGAUCCCCUCCCUCUACAGCUCUCAUUCCCUGACUUUACCUAACCUAGAGCGGACCUGAGGGGCAGUUCAGGGCCCUGCCCCCUCAUGUAGCCCAUGUCCCCAGGACAACCCCUCCCUGGGCUUCAGCCUGGAGUUACCCACUCCCCAGAUUCUCUGAGCACUUUCCUCCAUCCCCAGGACUACAGGUACCCCUCCUUAUUUUCGGAAUGGGGGACGCCUGGAACACCUCACCAACGUCCCCAACCUUUGUCCAGCUGGGCCCUUCCAAUUAUUUAUUUGUGUAUUUAUUUAUCUAUUUAUUUAUCUAUUUAUUAUUCUCUUGGCCUCACCCAGGGACAGUCUGACUUCCCCAGCUGGACUGGGGGGGUCAGGGAACCAGGCAAGGAAAGGGACAGCAAAGGCUGCCCCUCCCCUCCACCACACACACACACACUCCUUCUGGUCUCGGGAGAAGCCCCACCCUCAUCAGAGCCUGCACUCAAUAAGGAAGAGGGCCCCAGAAUGAGAGGGGAACCUGCUGACCCUCAACUGGCAGGGAGGGGCGGGGAGGGGGCACCAGGAGAUCCUGUCACGGGGCAGGUCCCCGCCCUCCUGAGUCUUCCACUCCUGCCCCAGGGAGCCCGGAGAGAGGAGCCUCCUCGUUUUCUUAUUUAUUCCUCUUCUCGAGGGACCCCAGGUUCCAGGGACCGACUGAGCCCCGGACCCCUCUGGGGCCCGCUCCCCGGGAGGAGCGCUCUCUCCCGGCCACGUCUAUGCAACUCUCCCGGGCAGAGGGCCUAGGGCUGCCAGUCGCCCGCCCGUUGGCUGCCACUACCUCCUCCGCCGCGCUUUUGCAUGCCCGCGUGAGGACCGAAGCACACACCUCCACGCGCACGGGCCCUGGCGCCCUCUGCUUUAAGCACACGCCUCUGCCCCCUUCGCUCUGCGCCCAGCUUGCGGGCGAGUCCUGGACUCUCCCACCCCUCCCCCUCUCUAGCCGCAAAAGAGGGUGGAGACUGGCGCGGCCCCAGCUGCAGGGGCCCCUCUCCAGGGCUUCAGAGAGGUGGGCGGAGCUUUGUCCUGCUCCAGGCCCCCCGGGAAGGGAGACUGCGGGGAUGGUGGGAGAGAGAGGGGUCGCAGAAGCAAUUAUGGAGGGUGUUGACCCUGUAAAUAGGAACUUCUGACAGCAAUAAUUUUCCAUGCAUGCUAAGCCUUUUGGCCAUAUUUUGUAUGAGCGCUUGGCGCUCCCCCUCCCUCCCCCUCCAACUCAUCCCCAGACCCUCAUCCCUUGCCCACCUUCAGCAGUAUUACUUGUAACACAAUUCAGGGAUAUUAAAGGGACUUUGGCCACUUGC
Messenger RNA from Ictidomys tridecemlineatus (thirteen-lined ground squirrel), 2474 nucleotides. Lineage: Eukaryota; Metazoa; Chordata; Mammalia; Rodentia; Sciuridae. The record is from RefSeq and is a predicted model, not a curated record.